AUGGCCCUCAGUAUCCGGCAGAAGAGGGUGCGAAGAAUCUCCGGAGACCCAGUCGAUGGGGUUGUGGUGCAAGGCCCUGUGGAUGGUCUGGCUACUGGCACCCCACUCUAUAGUGUGGCGGUGCAAGGCACUAUAGAUGGAAGGACUACUUGUAGACCAAGGGGUUGGAGGUUUGGUACCUGGAAUGUAGGCACGUUGACAGGAAGAAGUUUGGAAGUGGUGGAGGAGCUGCAGAGGAGAAUGGUUGACGUGGCUGCAUUACAGGAGGUCAGAUGGAAGGGUGAGGGUACAAGGUUUGUGGGGGCUAAAGGUGGAAGAUAUAAGUUGUGGUGGAAGGGGGAUGAUGGUACGGGAGGAGUUGGUGUGAUGGUAAGAGAAGAGUUGUUGGAGCAGCAAUUCAGAGGUGUGCUUACAUUUGAAUUCCCAUCUGAAGUGAUAGCUACAAUGAAAACCACAAAAUAA
Messenger RNA from Helobdella robusta, 462 nucleotides. RefSeq lists its product as hypothetical. NCBI's taxonomy places the organism in Eukaryota, Metazoa, Annelida, Clitellata, Rhynchobdellida, Glossiphoniidae. Gene Ontology annotation, molecular function: catalytic activity. The transcript has 2 exons. The record is from RefSeq and is a predicted model, not a curated record. Bases 1 to 462 code for a protein of 153 amino acids.